CUACUUGCGCGUGUUCGCGCCCAUAAUUCACAGGACUUUCUACUCUCCCGACACUCCGUAGUUGAAGUAGGCCAGACGGCUUCCUGUAGGGUGUCCGUGGAAUACGGCCAGGCGCUAGUUCUGUAUGCUGCGCAGUGCAUUCAACCAAGCACGAUCUGCGACCUCAUUUUCAAUCUUGGCUUUAUAUCCUCUUGCCUUAAUGUUGACCUGUCAUCUGGCUCUGGUAGGGCUUCGACCAGACGAUAUGAGCAGUCUUUCGCUACGGCCACCCAGGAGGAUGGACCAUUUUCCUGUCAAUUUUUUGAAGUGCAUCUCAACGAGUUGACAUCAGUUGAGGACUUGAAAUCCAGUCUUUACAGUCUGUAUGGCGUCGUUUUGGCUAACGACCUCGGAGAAGAUGGCAAAUUUGCCGUUUGGUUCCUUUCUCGUCUCACGUCAGCAGACGAUAUUGCGGAGGCUCUUCAGCGAAGCGGUAUUCGCGCGACUCCAGUGCUGUCAGCGACCAAUAACACGGAAGAGCCGAAACUACCGGCAGAAAUGACAUACCCCCUCUCUUCUCAGUUCGCCACUGAAAACGGCAAUCUUCCCGGAGCUUCAACGCAGCAUUUUAUACUUUCUGAUCUUGUCCCAUCCAGCUCCCUAAUAGAGACAGUUGAAUCUUUGCCGCUGAACGAUACCGAUCGAAAAUAA
Molecule: messenger RNA, 690 nt
Organism: Dibothriocephalus latus
Lineage: Eukaryota; Metazoa; Platyhelminthes; Cestoda; Diphyllobothriidea; Diphyllobothriidae
Source: the annotation of a GenBank genome assembly